AUGCAUUUCAUUAAGGCUAUUGUCUGGGGUAUAUCCCUUGCUGCUGUCAACGCGGCUGCUUUGCCCGCAGAUGGAUCUGGUGUUUCGACCUGCGAGUACUCCGGCGGCGACCGAGCCUGUGAAGCUCAUUGCAUCGAGAAGGGUAAAACCUUUGUAUCCUGUGCACCUGAGUGCACAUGCUCCGGCCGCUUGGGCAAUCCUUUGAGACGCCUCCUCAAGAGGAAGACUACAUCGUCUGCCAAGCCUACCACUGUCAAGGUCCAGGCUACUACAUCCAAGAAGGCCACUACCACUUCUAAGCCUGCUACAACAUCCAAGAAGCCUACCACUACAUCCAAGCCUGCCACUACCUCUAAGAAGCCUACUACCACCUCGAAGCCGGCAACCACUAGCAAGAAGCCCACCACUACUUCCAAGCCGGCAACCACUAGCAAGAAGCCCACCACUACUUCAAAGCCAGCCACUACCUCCAAGCCGGCUACAACUUCUAAGAAGCCAACGACCACGUCUAAGCCUGCUACAACUUCCAAGCCUGUGACUACUUCCAAGAAGCCCACUACUACUUCGAAGCCUGCCACUACCUCUAAGCCUGUCACCACUUCCAAGAAGCCAACGACCACGUCUAAGCCUGCUACUACUUCCAAGCCAGCUACCACUUCCAAGCCGGCUACUACCUCGAAGCCUGCCACUACCUCAAAGCCCCCCACUACAACUUCCAAGCCCCCCACUACAACCUCAAAGCCUACUACAACCUCCAAGGCUGCGACUACCACUUCCAAGGCUGCAACAACAACCUCCAAGGCUUCAUCAAGCUCAUCCUCCUCCAGUACCAGCUCCAAGGCUUCAACUUCUACUAGUGCCCCUGCCUCCACUAGCAAGGCUUCCACCUCCACCAGUGCUCCCGCUUCUACAAGCAAGGCUUCAACCAGUACAAGCUCAGCUGCAGCUUCUACUAGCUCUUCUGCCUCUACCUCUACUGCUGCUUCCACCUCCUCUGCCGCUGUCUCAUCUUCUUCUUCUGCUGCUGCCGCUUCCACCUCAUCCUCCGCUGCAGUCUCAUCUUCCUCUGCUGCCUCAUCCAGUGCUGCAUCCAGCCAGGCCACUGGUGCCCCUGCUGGCGGUGUCACAACCUCCACUUUCGAUGAUGAUGAGUCUACUACUAGCACUCCUGCCAGCCAGUCCUCCAGUGCUGCAGCUUCUUCAAGCACUGCUGUUACUUCUGAUGAGUCUGACGACGAGACCACCACUGCUGUCUCCUCUACUUCUGCUGGCCAGUCUUCUUCCACCGCCGCUGUUGAUGAUGAGACCACCUCAACUUCUGCUGCUGCUGGAUCUACUACUACUGAGGCCGAUGAGGACACCACUACUUCCGCUGCUGACGAAGAGACCAGCACCUCUGCCGCCGCUACCUCUACCACUGAGGAGGCUGAUGAGACCAGCACCUCAGCUACUGCCGCCGGCACUACCACUGAGGCUGAUGAUGAGACCACCUCUUCAUCUGCUGCUGUUGGAGCUACUACUACUACUUCCGCUGCCGACGAAGAGAACACUACCUCUUCCGCUGGUGCUACUACUACUGAUGUCGACGAGGAGACAUCUACUUCCGCUGCUGGAGCUGGUACUACCACCACUGAGGCUGAUGAGGAGACUAGCACUUCUGCUGCUGCUUCCACUACCGAUGUCGAUGAGGAGACCUCUACUUCUGCCGCCGCUGCUAGCACCACUGAUGAGGCUGAUGAGACUACCACUUCUGCUGCUGAUGAGGAGACUACUACAUCCUCUGCUGGUGCUUCUACCACUGAUGCUGAUGAGGAAACCAGCACUUCGGCUGCUGCUGUCACCACCACUUCUGAUGCUGACGAAGAGACCACUUCAUCUGACGCUGGUACUUCCACCUCAAUUGCUGAUGAUGAGACAUCCAGCACUACUACUUUCAUCACCCUGACCCGCACUACCAGCACUGCCGAUGAGGAGUCAUCCACUGCUACCUCUGAAGAUCUCACCGGUGCCCCGGCUGGAAUCUCAACUACCUCUUCUGCCGUUGACGAGGAGUCUACCAGCGAGGCUGCUACCACUUCGUCUGUCGCUGAUGAGGAGUCAUCCACUCAGGCCGCUUCUUCUACAUCUGUUGCUGAUGAUGAGACCUCCUCCAGCCAAGCUGCUUCGUCUACCACUGCUGCCGAUGAGGAGUCUACUAGCCAGGCUGCUGCUGCCACCACAUCUUCAUCUGCUGAUGAGUCCACUAGCCAGGCUGCUUCAUCCACUUCGGUCGCUGAUGAUGAGACUUCUUCCAGCCAGGCUGCCUCUUCUACUACCGUUGCUGACGACGAGACUACCAGCCAAGCUGCUGCUGCCACCACAUCUUCAUCUGCUGAUGAGUCCACUAGCCAGGCUGCUUCAUCCACUUCUGUUGCCGAUAAAGAGACUACCUCUGCUGCCGCUUCGACCUCGUCUUCUGCUGCCGAUGAGUCUACCAGCCAAGCCGCCUCUAGCACAUCUGUUGCCGAGUCCACUAGCUCUGCUGGUGCCUCGACUUCAUCGACCGCUGAUGAGGAGUCCACCAGCCAGGCUGCUUCCAGCACCUCUGCAGCCGAUGAGACUACUACUUCUGCUGCUGCGACAACCUCAUCAGCUGCCGAUGAGACAUCUAGCCAAGGAGCUUCAUCCACCUCCGAGCAGUUGACUGGUAACCCUGCUGGAAUUUCCACCUCUUCAUCCGCUGAGGAGUCCACCUCUGCUGCUGCCACCACCUCUGAAGCUGAGUCUACCUCCGCUGCUGCCACUACCUCAUCCUCUGCCGACCAGUCUUCCAGCCAGGCCGCCAGCACCAGUUCUGCUACUGCUGAUGAAACUACCAGCUCCGCUGCCGCCUCUACCUCAUCCGACGCUGAGACAUCUUCCUCCGCUGCUGGUGUCACAUCCACUUCAGCCGCUGAGACCUCUUCUUCCGUCGCCGAGUCUAGCAGCUCUGCCGCCGCCUCCACUUCAGCUGAUCAGACCUCUUCCUCGGCCGCCGAGACAUCCUCUUCUGCUGCGGUUGAGACAUCCAGCUCUGCCGCCGAGACAUCCUCUUCUGCUGCUGAGACUUCUUCGUCUGUUGCUGAGUCUACCUCAGCUGCUGUCACUACCUCGUCCGCCGACCAGUCUUCCAGCCAGCCAGCCAGCACCAGCUCUGCCGCUGAAACCACUUCCUCCGCCGCCGAGUCUACCUCUGCUGCUGAAACUUCCAGCUCUGCCGCUGAGACUUCAUCUUCUGUUGCUGCCUCCAGCACUUCUGCAGCUGAUGCAACAUCCUCUUCGGCUGCUGAGUCUACCUCUGCUGCUGCUUCAACCUCUGAGACCUCCAGCUCUGCCGCUGAGACCUCCAGCUCUGCCGCUGAGACUUCCUCUGCUGCUGCCUCCAGCACCUCUGCAGCUGAUGCUACAUCUACUUCAGCUGCCGAGACAUCUUCCUCUGCCGCCGUCGAGACCUCUUCUUCUGCUGAGACUUCCUCCUCCGCCGCUGCAACAUCUUCCGCAGCUGAGACCUCUUCCUCAGCUCCUGCAACCUCCUCCUCUGCAGCUGACACCUCUUCCUCUGCUGCUGAAACCUCCAGUUCUGCUGCUGAGACCUCUAGCUCUGCUGCCGCAACCUCAAGUUCCGCUGCUGCUGAAACCUCUUCUUCGGCCGCCGAGACCUCUUCUUCAUCAGCUGCUGAGACCUCCAGCUCUGCCGCUGAAACAUCUUCCUCGGCUGCUGCAACCUCCAGUUCUGCUGCUGAGACAUCCUCCUCAGCGGCUGAGACCUCUUCCUCUGCUGCCUCCACCACUUCAGAAGCUGAUGCUACGUCAACUUCAUCAAGCUCUUCCGCUACUGAUGAGACUUCAAGCCAGCCCACGACCUUCUCCACGGUCACGCGAACUGAGUCGGAGUCGGAGUCCUCUACAUCUGAGGCUGCUACGACCACUACUGCCUAG
Molecule: messenger RNA, 3957 nt
Organism: Fusarium mangiferae
Lineage: Eukaryota; Fungi; Ascomycota; Sordariomycetes; Hypocreales; Nectriaceae
Exons: 3
Coding region: 1-3957 (1318 amino acids)
Biological process (GO): signal transduction
Cellular component (GO): membrane
Source: RefSeq, a predicted model, not a curated record